GACUCCACCUGUAAACCCCGCCCCCUCCGUCUGUCUCAUAUUCCGAAAGGACAUUUGCAGGUAAAACUUCCAGGAAGAAGAAGAAGAAGCAGCUGCCUCCUCCCUCCCGAAUAAUCCAUCGGAAGACGUCGCGUCAUGGAGGACGAGGUGGAAGGGGAGAGCAGAAGUUGGCUGAAGUUCCCAGCAAGGUUCCGCAAGAACGUCAGGCCGCAGGAACGCGAAACGGUUCAGAGGACAGACGAGGUGCCGUCGGAGGACGGCGACCGCAAAUUGCCGGAGGACGACCUGGAGGAGAUCGGCAGGAAGUUGUCGGUCCAGGAGGAGGAGCUCCUGAGUCUGGCCCAACCGAGCGAGGAAGACAUGGACCGGCUCUGGCAAGACCUGGAGGUGCUGAAGCUGCGGAUCCUGACAGUGGUUCAGGAGAGCUUGACCUCUGAUGACCUCGGAGGCCGUCUGACCGACGCCGUGGCCGCCAUGCGGCUUCAGGAGCAACUGGACCGGCGCUGGGCGGGCGGCGGCCCACCGUGGCGACCUCUCAAAUGUUUGGGCUCUCACAAUGCUCUUCUGGCCGACGUGGUCGAGUCCAGGCUGGAGGAAGCCGCCCGAGACGGCGACCGGGACGGGGUCGGCGGCCUUUCCUCACCUGUCAAGAGGCGGGUGUGCGGCAUGGGCAAGCGCGUGAAGGCGGACCUCCUGCGCUGCGUGCGCGUUCUUCAGCCGCGUUACGAGCCUCACCUGGACCUGCUCAACGUUUACGCCGGUUUGUGUCAUCGUUCCUUCUCUGCCCGACUGAGCCGCAUGAUCCGAGACGGACUUGAAGCGGACGACUGCCCCUACCUGCUCUUCUGGGUCAACACCUUCUACCCGCAGGAAAUCCUUGAGCACGAAGAACUGCGCGGGAAGUUGAAGACGGGGUGCCUGGGUGCUUUGCUCCAGCAGGAUCAACGACGGCAGCUGGAGGAGCUCUUCAUGAACAACAAGGAGGAGCGGAUCUCCGAGUGGUUGCUUAAAGCCCUGCAGAGAGAAGAAGAAAAGUGGACCGGCGCCAACAUGCCAGAAGUCAUGGAUGACUUCUUCUUCUGCCCGCUGGCCAUCGACGUCAUUCAGGUGAUAGACGGAUCCCUCGCGGACUUGAGUGCCGUCCUCGGGGACGACGGCGCCAAAUCUCACAAGAUCGCGACUCACCUGGAGCGCUUCCUCCUCAGGUACAAGAAGAGCGUGGAGAAGUUGUCGCAGAGAAAAGACGAGCGUGCGGCAGCGUGGAUGAAGGCUCACGUGGCUUGCGAGGAACAACUCAGAGAUUACAUCACCGGUCAACUGGCGAGUCACGGCCAUCGCUGUGAGGCCAUCUUGGAUACGCUGCGGGAUUUCGCCUACUCUACUUUUACUCGUCCCAUCCACGGGGAGCUCAAGGUGCAUUACAAGCAGUUAUGGACGGCGGGCUGGCUGGACGGUUCAUUGUCGGUCAUGGACUCGCUGCUGGAUUCUUUGUUCCAACUCUUCAGGCUUCAUCUGAGCGGCCUCAAGGCUUCCUGCAGACACAGCUUAGCGGCUACGUUCCGGCGCCAGUUGCUGUCGGAGUACCUGAGGAGAAUGUCAAGGGGGCGUUUGAAGAGCGACGAGGAGCGGGCGGGCGCGGCCGAGAGGAUGGCGGAGGACGCCGAUAAGAUGGACGACUUCUUCUAUGCGGCGGCGGGCUGCGGCGAACGCUUCGGACCGAUGCUCCGCCACCUGGCCGACGCGCUUCGCCCGCACCGUCCGGGAAGCUUCCGUCAAGAAAUGGUCGCCUUCGCCGGGAAGUUCCCGAACUUCAGUGAGCCGGCGUUGUCGGCGCUGCUCGCCAUCAAGUCGGACGUCUCGGCGGCUGACGUUGGCGCCAUCAGGCGCGCGGUGGAGGAGGAGCUAGCUUCCGCCGGCGCUCUUAUAGGUCAGAACCACGGCUAGUUCUUGCCUUCCGAUUUGAUAGCACGAAACAUUUGUGAUGGAUGGAUGGCUUUUUAUUCGUAUCCUUGAAGGCAUUGUGCAAAAUUGAUGAGGUCCAAUCGAUAAAGUGUGUGUGCAAUAAACACUUGAGGGAUUUCACAGAC
Molecule: messenger RNA, 2087 nt
Organism: Syngnathus typhle (broad-nosed pipefish)
Lineage: Eukaryota; Metazoa; Chordata; Actinopteri; Syngnathiformes; Syngnathidae
Product: tumor necrosis factor alpha-induced protein 2-like
Exons: 12
Coding region: 136-1944 (602 amino acids)
Biological process (GO): exocytosis; exocyst localization
Cellular component (GO): exocyst
Molecular function (GO): SNARE binding
Source: RefSeq, a predicted model, not a curated record